AUGAACACUUACAGAGUGAACCAAUACAACAUCACCGCCCCUUCACUCAUCACAAACCGCCUCAUCCAAGGCGCUUUCCGCUACCAGAAACUCAACCUCUCGUCCGCCGGGUCCCUUCAACUCCGCAACAUCGGCGUCAAGCCCACAACAUCCACCACGCCCGUAACGAAGCUCCCCGGAUCUUUCGAAUGCUCCGAUGAAGACCUCACACGCAUAUGGGCCACUGGCGCACGAACGGUUCAACUCACCGAGAUUCCCAAGAACUCCAUCCCCGACUUUCUACAAGUCUCAGACAAAGGCGCCUACGCAGAAAGCCAGGCACCGCAAGGAUUAGCUGGCGCCGUGGCCGCUCAACUCCUCAACUACCGUCUCGAUAUUGAAGCAAAACCUGUCAAAGGCGGCUUCGGCGUCUCUGUUCUCUGUAUCUAUUUGUCCUUCAACUUGGACAGCCACACCAUCACAGCCCACGCCGGCUCAACAAGCCUAGACACUCUCCUCGCCACGUCCCCAUUACCCGUCAGCACCACUCUUGGAACCUGGCACGCAGUACACAUUGACGUAGCAAUGACAUCUAUCAUCGUGACCCUCAACAGCCUCCCCGUUCUCAAUCUAACCCAAACCUCCCGCUAUUUCGGCUCCUUCGGCUUCGGCGCCUCCUUCGGACACGCAGCCUACUUCCGCAACCUUACCGCCAGCACGCCCACCAGGGAGACCAUCUACACGAACCCGCUCACAUCCCCUUCCUUCCUCCCAGACUUCAUGAUGGGCGCAAACCCGGCCGAUACAAUCGUAGACGGCUCCCGCCGCGACAGAAUCGCAUACACGGGCGACCUCGACGUCGCCCUCGGCGCCGCCUUCGCAAGCACCUUUGGCACAACCUUCAUCGACGGCUCUCUAGACCUCCUGGGCUCCUACCAAGCUACACCAGGCUUCUUCAUCCCCACCGCCAAGAUCCAGCAAGCACCUCUGAUGGAACCCCUGAAUACAAACCUCACAGGACUCAUCGGCUACUCCUUCAACUUCCUCAGCGCCCUCGCCCAAAACUACGAAAUGAGAGGAAACCUCACCUUCGCAAAGCAGUGGGCUCCAAAGGUCUCCAAAAUGCUCGACUGGGCCGACUCCCAGGCCCUCCCCAACGGCCUCUUCAACCUCGCAGACGAAUCCUUUGGCGGCGACUGGAACUACUACGACAAAGCACAAUCCGGCAUCGUCACAAAGUUCAACGUAGUCUACGCCUACGCCCUCCAACAAUCCCUCCCCCUCCUCCGAGACGCAGGUCUCAACACCACAGUCUACCAAACUCGCCUCGACACCCUCCGGUCCGCAAUCAACACAAACCUCUGGAACCCAGACCUAAACGCCUACAUCCUCUCCUCGAACUUCACAACGGGCUUCGCACAAGACGCAAACGCCCUCGCCAUCCUAGCCGGUGUCCCCCCCUCGCCCAACACCACAGCCUCGAUCCUCUCAACCCUCGCAAGAGACCUCAUCCUCCCCGCCGGCCCUCUCGCCUUUUCAAAUUCUACUGUGCCCGCCGGCUUUGCGCAGAAAAUCAGCCCUUAUGCGUCAUCAUACCACCUCCGCGCAGCAUUCUCCGCCCAUGACGCAUCCACGGCAACGACCCUCCUCAAAACCCUCUGGGCACCCAUGGCCAAUCCCCAACAUGAGAAUUAUACGGGUUGCUUCUGGGAGACGUUGAAUCCAGACGGCACACCCGGUCUAGGCGUCGUAACCUCCCUCUGCCACGGCUGGGCUGCAGGCCCGACGGCGGAACUGAGUCGGUAUGUCUUGGGCAUCCAGCCUGCUGCGCCUGGGUUCGCGGAGUGGAAGGUUGAGCCGCAAUCGUUGGGGCUGGAGUGGGCUAAGGGACGGUAUCCGACUGUGUGUGGAGAUAUCGUUGUCGACUGGAGAUUUGAGGGCGGCAUGUUGAGGAUGGAGGUUGAGAGUCCUGCUGGGAGCAAGGGGACGAUAUACCUGCCGGAACCGUUGGUUACGAGCCUUGAGGAGUCUGUCAUUCGGGUGAAUGGAGUUGUCAAGAAUGGGACUCAGUUUGAGGUUAAUGGAGGGGAUGCGUUUGUGCUUACGCAGGAACCUCUGGGCGCAGGAUUGCUGGCUUGA
Molecule: messenger RNA, 2118 nt
Organism: Colletotrichum scovillei
Lineage: Eukaryota; Fungi; Ascomycota; Sordariomycetes; Glomerellales; Glomerellaceae
Product: alpha-L-rhamnosidase
Exons: 2
Coding region: 1-2118 (705 amino acids)
Biological process (GO): carbohydrate metabolic process
Source: RefSeq, a predicted model, not a curated record